AUGGUUAACUAUAGAAGCAUCGAUAGUGCUACCGUUGAUAGGGUAGUGAUAAAUGAACGUGUCGGUGUUAGCGUUAGUAGAAACUUUGGCACGCAAUUGAUUGAAAAGGGUGGUUUUGAUAAUAUGACGUUCAACAAAAAAGAUUUGAGGAACGCCAUAGCUGUUGAACGUCGUAAAACCAUGUUUGAGAAAGGGGAUGCUGUUGCACUUGAAGAGUAUUUUAAAGCGCAACGAGAUCUGAAUGGCGAUUUCUAUAGUUCUAUAGAACGAGAUGAAGAGGGUAUUUUAAAGAACGCAUUCUGGUCCGACGCGCGUAGUAGAGGAAGUUGCAAAUAUUUCGGGGAUGGAAGUGUUAUUGAAAUUGAAGUAAUUGUGCAUGUGGUAUCGUAUGCCAUUUGCCCCGUUGUUGGCGUCAACCACCAUGGGAGGUCAAUUGUUUUUGCUGGCGCUUUAAUCUCACACGAAGACACUCCGAGUUUUGUUUGGGUCUUUGAGGAAUGGCUUAAGUGCAUGGGAAAGCCUCCUGAGGGAGUUAUAACCGAUCAGGACAAGGCAAUAGGUAGAGCGAUAAGCAUAGUUUUCCCCGGAGCUCCUCACAGGCUUUGUUUGUGGCACAUGCUACAAAAUGCCUCUCGCAAUCUCGGCAAGCUCGAUGAAUGGAAAAGCAUCGACACGCUGAUUAGAACCACCGUUCAUGACAUGCUCGAUCCCGAUGAGUUUGAUGAGGCUUGGUGUCUUGUGAUGGACAAAUAUAAUCAACGUAAGGGUUGGAUGCUGGAUGCGUAUGAUAAACGCCAGCAAUGGGCACCAGCUUACAAUAGAGGUAUAUUUUGGGCUGGAAUGUCCUCUACGCAACGAAGUGAAGGUAUGAAUCGCACAUUCAAAAUUCAUGUAAACUUAGAUUGUGGAUUAACGCAGUUUAUUAAAAACUACGAGUUCUGUAUGAAGAUAAAGGCAGAGGAAGAGUCGAAGGAUAAUCUUGAUAGUAUAGAUAAGCCUCCUAGACUUGAUGUGGACAAGAGUGUGUUAGCUGAGUAUGUGUUGCAUAAGGUAUACACCAAUGAGAUGUUUGCUGUGGUUGUGAAUGAGCGGAAAGGUUUAACCCACACGAACGUAACCAAAACCAAUGCAUUAGGGUCACUUGUAUUGUAUAGAGCUGAUGAGAAACUGACCUCCCCUCAUUGGAGGAAAAGGUUCAAAAGUUACGUUGUUAAAGUAGAUAAGGUAAAGGGGGAACUCAGUUGCUCAUGUCAGUUGUUUGAAUUUAGGGGUAUUUUAUGUAGGCACAUACUCAAAGCAAUGGAUGUGGAGGAUUUCCAAUUUAUACCGGAGAAAUAUAUACUAGAUAGAUGGAUGAAGCAAGUUAGGUCGUAUGAGAGUGUUAGGGUUUCAUACUAUGGUCCUGAAGAAACCGCAAUGUUAGCCAAAGCUAAAGAGCUUUCCCAAAGGCAUAACUAUUUGAAAGAAUUAGCCAUGCGCAAUGAAGCUGCAUACAAGUUAUAUACAGAAGGCACUGAUAGUCUUAGGCUGAAAAUGGAGGAUGCAGUCGGUAUAAGAAAGACUGGUGAAGGAGGUGAUCAGUGUAUUUGUUGGUGGGAUCCCGAAGCACGUAACGUAUUUGGUCGUCGUAGGCUACGACCGAGGGAGUGUAAUGAACGUUCCCUAAAGAGGGCAUCUCAACCUGCUGAGGAUGGUGCCAUUAAAACCCCCAUUGAUAAGAGGCAUGUUGGGCGGUCUAAGAAAGGACCGUAUUCAAUCUACGACAAAUCAAAGAAGAACCAAGCAUGUAAUCACGCUGAGAUUGCAGCGAACGAGGAACUCAUAAGGUCUACUUAUGGCCAUAUUCCUAGCUACCGAGCUAGGCAGGAGCAUGCGAACAACGUUCAGGAUGCACGUUUACAUUCCUCAUCCGUUGGACCUGUUUUUUAA
Molecule: messenger RNA, 1929 nt
Organism: Spinacia oleracea (spinach)
Lineage: Eukaryota; Viridiplantae; Streptophyta; Magnoliopsida; Caryophyllales; Amaranthaceae
Product: protein FAR1-RELATED SEQUENCE 5-like
Exons: 4
Coding region: 1-1929 (642 amino acids)
Molecular function (GO): zinc ion binding
Source: RefSeq, a predicted model, not a curated record